This is a messenger RNA of Lachancea sp. 'fantastica', 1836 nucleotides long. Lineage: Eukaryota; Fungi; Ascomycota; Saccharomycetes; Saccharomycetales; Saccharomycetaceae. The record is from the annotation of a GenBank genome assembly.
AUGAGCAAUACUACCAGCGGGCAAAAUGCCAGUUUUUGCAUUCCAGUUGGAUUAACUAGUCUUCAGAAGGAUCUGAUUGAGAUACUCAUCUCAACGCAUGCCAAAUCGCUUUUACAGUUAUGCGAAAACGGAAAAUACAAGGCUCUCGAGAAUGGUGAAAAUGAUGCGAAACUAACACUACCUGCAUUAUCGCCAAAUCAGCUAACGUCGCUGUUAUCAACAAAUAUUCGAGCCAUUGCAAAUCAUCCGUGUCUUUUGGUGGAACACUACAUGCCGCGGAAACUGCUGUUGAUGGAGCCUGGGGAAAGACUGAUAGAUGCAAGUGACAAAUUUCAGAAAAUGGCAGCAUUGCUCGACUCACUGCUAUACAGGGACCGCAAAAGAUUUCCAAACGCCUUGCAAAUCGCAGUCAUCUCACACAGUGUUAAAGAAUUGGAUCUCAUAGAAGGAUAUCUUUUGGGAAAGUCCAUUAGGCUCAAACGUCUUUCUGGAACGAGUUUAUUUGACGAAAAACAUCUUUAUGGUGAGCCCAACACCGGUUCCAGCACACCGGUUAUGUCUACAGGAUAUUCGAAAGAAGACAACGACUACAGAAGACGCAAGAACAGAGUCUCGAAAAAGGACUCUCGCGAUUGGCUGUUUGUUGCUACAUCCACACACUUAGCCCGAGCGCCUGAUCUGCUAGAUGGCUAUAGCAUAGAUCUUGUGAUAGGAUUUGAUCCUCUGAUAGACGAGAAUCUUGAGUGUUUCACAAGGAUGCGAAGUGCUGGUAAAAAAGUCCCGCUCGUGAAACUGCUGGUGAAAGAUUCUCCGGACCAUUACUCAUUAGUUCAUCGUCAAGCGGGAAACGAUCAAGAUUUGUUUUUGGACUCACUUCUACAUUUCGUGAGAAAUAGACGAGCGAUCACAUACCAAGAGGGAACCGGCUGGUUGCGUCAAUUCGCCGAGGAGCUUCUAGCAGAAAGUAUCCCCAACGCAGCGUUAAUUCCAACGUGCAAUCUCACAAACGAAUACUCACAAAUGGAUCUUUCAGAGUCGGUGACAAAUUUUCCAUCUCUUUCACCACUCUUGACUGUGAACUAUAAGCUAGAGCCAGUACUUCAAGAUCUGGACAUCAAAACAUAUCAAAGCGUGCUAAUGGACCGUAUUGUCCAGAGACUCACUUCUUGCGAUGAGGAAUACUUUGCUCGUGAAAAGGAAAUACUCAGCAAGAGAUUGCAAGAGACCAUACGUCAGAACAAGCUCGAUGAGUUGACAGAAAAUGCAGCAGCUGUCUUUAAGCAAAGCAGAGAAGAGGAGGGCCCUGCUCUCGAGUCGGCCAAAAAAUUAGGCAAAGCACAAGCAGACGAUCUGAAAUUGUGUGAGCGCUUGAAAUCUCUUAUUGAGCAAAAGUCGUCUUUUGAAAAUAAACUGGGCGACGAGACUACGCCACUUUCGUCUCAAAUAAGCGCCUUAUCUGCUGACUUAGAAGCUGCAAAGACUGAAAGAGAUGCCCAGAAGCAAGCCAAUGCCCAAAGGUCUUUGACCAACGACGACCUUCGAGUACGAUACCAAUUGGAGUCAUCAAACGCUGCUAAUAUGUCUAUGGUCAUCAAAAAACUGCGGGAACGUCGUGACGAGCUCAAGGCGCGUGUUUCGGGUCCAGCGGUCAAUCUGUUCUCGAGAAGUGCACUGGAAAACGAGGCGGCGCUAAAGGAGCAGCUAAUACAAAUAGUUCGACAGUCUCAGUUCACGCAAGGUUACGUUAAAAGAAUACAGAAACAGUUCUUCCUCAAUGGCUCUCAUAACUCUGUGAAAAGUGCCAGUACGUCUCGUUCCCGGCGUCAAAGGAACUGA